AUGAUUCAAGCAAUUCAAGCAAUUAGACUUGGUAGUCGCAUGUCGUUAAACGAAUCCACCAGGCUUGGUCAAUUUUUGAUAGAUAGCAAAUGUCGACUUACGGAUAUUUCGUGUGGAGAUAACAUGGUGUUUCGAACCAUCCGUCGAUAUAACAUAGGCAAAUCAACUGUGAAAUGCAUUCAACUUUGCUCAUGUGAUCUUAACUACAUAGAAAAAAAUGGUAAAUGCAUUCAAAUACUGGAAAAUGGAAAAAUAGUCAUAACUGAUAACAAAGUGACAGUGAAAGAAGUAUUUAAACUUGGUGAAUUUCUCGAAGAUAGAGGAUGCCGACUUACAGAUGUUUCUUGCGGAGUUAAUUUGGUGUUUCGUACCAUCAAAGAAUAUAGUGAUAUGCGUAAUUCACCAUUAGUUAUGUGCAUUCAACGCUGCUCAUGUAAUCUUAAUCACAUUGAAAAAAAUGGCAAAUGCAUCAGUCAUGUAAAUGAAUUGAAAGAUGGAAAAAACAGCGGAGUUGGAAAAAUGGUAUUUGACCGUACGUGCCGAUUGACAGGACAAAAAUGCGCUAAGAAUGCAAUUUACGAAAUAUUUAAAGAAGAAAAAAAGGAAAGAUCAUUUAAUAGUGGUGUCCUAUAUACCACUGUAUGCAUUCAAAAAUGUGUUUGUAACCAUACAAUGUUUGUGAUAAAAGAUGGUUACUGUGUUAAUAGAGCUCAUUUCACGACCAAUCAGCAAAUCACUGCUUCUACGAUUACUAUCAAUCCGAGAAUAAAUAUGUUUGGAAGAGUUGUCGAACACAUUGGAUGUCUAUUAGUCAACUCAAGCUGUGGAGCAAAUAUGGUAUUUCGCUUAAUUCAAUCCGCUAUUCUUGGUAAAUCUUCGAAACAAAAAAAAUGUACUGUGAAAUGCUCAUGCAUGAAUGAUUAUAUAGAAAAAGGCCAAGAGUGUAUAGAAAAAAGUCGCUUUUCAUCUCGAAAUUUGCAGGAUGAUAAAAGUAAGUUAGCACUUAACGACCAAAUUGUUGAUUACGGUUGUGAGUUGCGUGAGCAUUCAUGUGGAGCCAAUAUGAUAUUGGUAAAGGUUCAUCUAACCUCGUUCCGAACUGGCACUAUUUUGCGGUUUAAAUGCACAUUAAGGUGCCAAUGUGUCAGUGGAUAUGAUGAAAUGCAUGGUCAAUGUAUCAAGAAUUAA
Molecule: messenger RNA, 1188 nt
Organism: Dracunculus medinensis (Guinea worm)
Lineage: Eukaryota; Metazoa; Nematoda; Chromadorea; Rhabditida; Dracunculidae
Source: the annotation of a GenBank genome assembly